This is a messenger RNA of Magnolia sinica, 591 nucleotides long. RefSeq lists its product as uncharacterized. Gene Ontology annotation, molecular function: nucleic acid binding; RNA-DNA hybrid ribonuclease activity. NCBI's taxonomy places the organism in Eukaryota, Viridiplantae, Streptophyta, Magnoliopsida, Magnoliales, Magnoliaceae. The record is from RefSeq and is a predicted model, not a curated record. Bases 1 to 591 code for a protein of 196 amino acids. The transcript is spliced from 2 exons.
AUGCAUCACCAGUCUAAAAGAAGCCAUCACCCUCAAUGUGAAGGUUUACGGGUCUUCGGAGACUCACAACUCAUCAUCAAUCAGGUAAAUGGCGAUUGGAAGACCAAGGAUGAAAGGCUGAUCCCGUAUCACGUCUAUCUGGAGAAUUUAAUUGAAGAAUUCAAGGAGAUCACAUUCUCUUACAUGUCCCGAGUCAAGAACCAAUUUGUGGAAGCUUUGGCUACCCUCGCCUCAAUGUUGGAAAUACCAAAAGGAGUCGCGGAAUGGGAACUCACCGUCGAACUCCAGGAGGAACCUGCAUUUUGCCUACAGAUCGAUGAAGCUGAACCUCCCUCGAAUGAUCGGCCAUGGUACAUAGACAUAAAGAAGUACCUCGAACACCAGAAGUACCCGGAAGGAUCAACACUAACCGACCAUUGCACUAUCCAACGGUUAGCGGCACAAUUCGUGAUCACUGGGGGCAUCCUUUACAAGCGAUCCUUCAACCAAGUCCUUCUCCGUUGUGUGGAUGAGACAGAAGCGUUCCAGUGCAGAUCUCUUGAAACUGGUUGCAUUUCGGCUACAUCAAAAGGUCUGGCUCUCACUUCUUGA